CUUCAAUUCCACCAUGCUACCAAUCGUCUCCCAUUUCUAUAUUAGAAACGCUUCGUCCCGUGGAUGCCAUGAUGCCAUCGCAUCUUCUGAAACAUGACAGCUGCAAGGAUUCCUGUGCCUCACGUUAACUUGGCCGAACAUGUGGAGAUGCUCUCAUGAGCUUCAUCCCAAAUUUCGUAUCGACGCAUCGUACUCGAGUACCCCGCCAUUCUUCCACAAAGCGUCCUCUUUUCAACCUCAAGAUGCCUCGAAUUCCGCACCUGUCUGCCAUUACCGUAAUCAGCCUGCUAGCCCAUGCUGUGUUAGGUUCAGCGAGCACAUCAAGACAGACCGCCCUUCAAUCCACUCCUUGUGAAGAUCCACCAUACCGUAUCCAUGUGCUUUCGAAAAGCCCGCUAGUAAUCUAUAUAUCGGAUUUUGUGACAGAAAAGGAAAGGCAGCACGUCCAAGAGCUUACGUAUGCCUUCACCACUCCAUACUUUCUUGAUUUGAAUUGGGAGCUAAAUUCCUGAAGCAAGAGUUCAUUUACACGAUCCUCGGUCGCCGAUGAAGCUGGCACCAAAGGCCAACGCCAAACACGAACCUCACAAUCAGCAUCAGUUCCUCGAGACGAUAUCGUACGCUGUAUUGAGAACCGAGCUCUCUCUUUCCAGGGAUUCGAUAUCCCACGUUCCCAUUUAGAGCCCCUCCAGCUUGUCAAAUACGGAACCGGCGAGGAAUACCAUCCCCAUACAGAUUGGUUCGAGGCAGAAUUGCAAAAUACGGCGGAAGUAGGAGGGAAUCGAGAGACCUCAUUCUUCGCAUAUAUUGCCGUAUCGAAUAUUACUGGCGGGGGAACCAAUUUUCCUAUGCUAGAUGCGCCUAGAGAGGAACGCUGGUGUGAGUAUAUUGAUUGUGACGAACCGUGGGAAAAUGGUGUCACAUUUCGGCCGGUAUCUGGCAAUGCUGUAUUUUGGCAGAACCUGGCAGGAAAUGGGACUGGGGACCAUGCUACACUACAUGCUGGGCUACCAGUGACAAGUGGCAACAAGAUUGGAAUGAAUAUAUGGACCAGACAGUGGGCCCUGAGUUCAGACUAUAGAGAUAGAGGGGUAGAUGAAUGAUGUAACCCAAAAGCAAUGAGUAGUGAUCCGACGAACAUACUUUCAACGCCCAAAUUCCACUACCAAGUAAAUGUAUAACAAAAUGUUUCCACCAAAGAAACCUUUGCUGUCUUUUCAUUUGCCGGCGAGACUGUAUGGCAGUGGUACUAGGUGCCUUAUACCGCCUAUAUAGCAACCCAGAAAUAUCCACCUGGGUCGUUGAAUCGGAUGUUCAUCUAAGCUUCAAGUUGGAUAUGCUUUUGUUUCUUCUCCAAC
Hymenoscyphus albidus is the source of this 1358-nucleotide messenger RNA. The record is from the annotation of a GenBank genome assembly. Lineage: Eukaryota; Fungi; Ascomycota; Leotiomycetes; Helotiales; Helotiaceae.